UUUUCGUUUUUUUGGCUCUCAGUUUUCUACCUUUGGGUGUAGUACAUUUUGUCUAUAUUUGGCUAGACAUUUGGUUUCAGAUUUGCACUUCCGAUUUUGCUAUAGAGGGAAAAGGGUCUUCUGGGUAGGUGACGUCUUUUUUGUUUUUGGGUUUGUCUUUGUAGUCGGAACUGGCAUCGUUUGGAGGAAUAGUUUUUGGGGAUUUUUUUUGUCCGCUUAGGGUUUGGAUCAGGGGAGAUUCUUCUGAUAUUAGCCAUUUUUUGGGGUAUUCAAGGAAGGUCCUAGUUGGGGAACUGCGAAAUACUUUUAACUUGUUUAAGAACCAGGGGCACAAAAUUCUCAAUGCGCCAUUCGUUAUUUUAUUGAGCGACUAUGUUCAUGUGAUAAUGUUGUGCAUUGAUAAGCUCAUGAAACUGUGCCUUGUUUCCAUGAUUUGUCGUCUCUAAUCUUAGAGGAUUUUGAGAUGGAUUCUGAAUGAGUCUGAGAUAGAAAUUUGAAGUGAUGGUGGAUUGAGGUUGCAGCAAUGUCGAGGGUUGCAAAGUGGAAGCUUGAAAAGACUAAAGUAAAAGUGGUCUUUCGGCUGCAGUUUCAUGCUACACAUAUUCCACAAGCUGGAUGCGAUAAGCUGUUUAUAUCUUUCAUUCCUGCUGAUUCUGGAAAGGCAACGGCAAAGACAACAAAAGCGAAUGUGAGAAAUGGGGCAUGCAAAUGGGGAGAUCCUAUUUAUGAAACAACAAGACUUCUCCAAGACUCCAAAAGCAAACAAUAUGAAGAAAAGAUAUACAAAUUUGUUGUGGCCAUGGGUUCUUCACGGUCUAGUAUCCUUGGUGAAGCUUGUAUCAAUCUUGCUGAUUAUGCCGAUGCGUUGAAGCCUUCCAUUGUUGCACUGCCUCUUCAUGGAUGUGACUCUGGAACAAUUUUACAUGUCACAGUUCAGCUGCUAACUUCGAAAACUGGAUUCAGAGAAUUUGAGCAGCAAAGGGAACUUAGAGAGAGGGGGCUGCAAACAGGCAUCGAGCUAAACAGCCAUGAUGAAGUUGGUCCUGGUAAAGUAUCAUCUUCAGUAGAGUACGGCAAUGAUCAGAUGGACAAGGUCAAUGCAAGAGUUAGAAUCAGGCCAGAAUCUAGAGACCUUCCAUCUCUCGAACAAGAGGUGGGGUUAAAUGAAGAUUAUGCUGACUCAGCAGUGGGAUUCGAUGGUUCAUCCAAUACUUCGGAAAGUUUAUACGCUGAAAAGCACGACGCCUCUAGCACGCAUGAGAUUGAAAGCCUGAAAAGUACGGUUUCUGGCGAUCUAAACGGACUUUCCCAUUGUCAAAGCCCUAGGGAAGAGAAAGGGCAUACUUCUGGUCAUCGGCAUCUGGCACAGGGAAGCAGUGAUUGGGUACACGGCUGGAGUUCAGACUAUUCCAUGGAUAAUGACUUGGCAGUUGCUUAUGAGGAGAGUAGUAGACUCAGGAGUAGUUUGGAACUGGCCGAGUCUUCUAUUCUUGAGCUUAAGUUGGAAAUAAGCUCUUUACAAAGCAAUGCAGAUGAAAUAGGCAUUGAAACACAAAAGUUUGCCCAUCAACUUGCUUCUGAGAUCAGUUCAGGAGAAGAACUAGCGAAAGAGGUUUCUCUCAUGCGGUCAGAGUGUUCAAAGUUAAAAGGUGAUCUUGAACAGCUUAGAAGUCCAACAUUGAAGGGGCUUUCAAUCGUGGAGGAUAAAAUAAGAGAGCUUCAACACAAGUUAUACCUUGGAUUCCAUGAUAGAGACUUGAGGUUUCUUCACUCAGAUAUGGAGGCAUUGCUUGUUUUUCUACAGGGACUCAAACAAGGAACUGAGGGAACAAGUUGUAAGCUAAAUUUCCCUUCAGAAAUAGCAAAUAUGGAGUUCAGUCAAAUUUCACUGGGAAGCGAAAAGUCUAUCCUGGGAAAUGGGUUAGAUCUGGACCUGUAUCAGCCACCAGAUAUGCUUCACUGUUUAAGCAUAGAACCUAAUUCUACUGGUGUUAGCACCAGUGAAAUGAAAGGCAAAAUCUUUGAACUUCUAAGGGAGUUGGAUGAAGCUAAAGCCGAAAGAGAAAUCCUUUCAAGGAAAAUGGACCAGAUGGAGUGUUACUAUGAGGCUCUUGUUCAGGAGCUGGAGGAAAAUCAGAAGCAAAUGCUUGUAGAGUUGCAGAAUCUCAGAAAUGAGCACUCUACUUGCCUUUACACUAUUGCCACCACAAGUUCUGACAUGGAAUCAAUGCGGGAAGACAUGAAUGGGCAGAUCUUAAGAUUCGCUGAAGAGAGACGUGAAUUGGAUUCCAUUAACAGGGAGCUUGAAAGGAGGGCUAUUACAUCAGAAGCCGCGCUGAGGAGGGCCCGCUUGAAUUACUCUAUUGCAGUGGAUCAGUUACAAAAGGACCUUGAUCUGCUAUCUUUCCAGGUUGUAUCCAUGUUUGAGACAAAUGAGAACCUUAUCAAACAAGCGUUGUCAGAAACUUCACAACCGUGCUUUCUAGGGCAUCCAGAUGCAAAUUGUAGUCCUGAAGGAUCUGAUUCCAAUAAAGUUGUGCAGUGUAAGAAUCAAAAUGGGGGCCAAAAUAAACAAGCCUUUGGUAGUGAUAUUCUUUUGGAGGACAUGAAGAAAUCCAUCCUUUUGCAGGAAGGGCUUUACCUGAAGGUUGAAGAAGAACUCUCUGAAAUGCAUGUGGUAAACUUGAACUUGGAUGUUUUUUCAAAGAUUUUACAAGAGACAUUGCUUGAAGCAAGCAUUGACACCAUGUUUAUGGAAGGGAAAAUAGUUGAACUUGCACGGGAGUUGGAUCUUUCAAAUAAGUCCAAGAAUUAUUUAAUGCUUCAGCUGCAAACUGCAAUGGAUGAUGUUGAGGUCCUGAAUGAGUACAAAGCUAGUUGCACCGCGAACUGUAGUGAUAUGGCUUUAAAGAAUCAAGUUUUGGAAGCAAAGUUAGAAAGUGUUUCCCGUGAAAAUUGUCUCCUUACUCAGAAGGUUACAGAAUGGGACGCACUAAUGAGGGAAUGCAGAAGUUAUGAAAGCAAAUACAUUUUUUGCUCUACUGAGAAAGCAGAUCUGGCAAAUUUGUUAAAGCAGGAAACACUAGAAAAUGGGAAUCUUCAAAAAGAGAUAUCCUCUUUGACAGAAGAUUUGAAAACUGUCAAAUCUGAAAGAGACCUUGCUCAAGUGUCCUCGAGCGCUGCCAACUCGGAAAUCAUGGCUGUGAAGCAGAAGUUCAAGCAUGACAUACAUAAUAUGGGUUCUAGAGUGGAGAUGCUCAAUGCCCUUGCAGAAAAGCUUCAGUUGGAACUUGAGACGCUUGCUAAUAAAUUCCAUAUUAGCUCUUCUGAUGCUGAAGAAAAAUAUGUGCACCAGAAUGAAGAGCUUUUGGCUGAUCUAGUGCUGUUGGAAUUGGAGCUGGAGAAACUGACUUCCAAGAAUUUGGAUCUUUCAAAAGAGAUUUUGGACUUGGACACUGUCACUGAGGAAGUUGGAAAGAGUAAAUUGAAAAUUGCUGAGUUGACACAGGAAACCCAAGAUCUGAGGAUGUCUUUAAAGGAUAAAACUGAGGAAUCUGUCAAGCUGGCAUCUGAGCUUGAUAGUUUGAAAGAGAGUUUGAGAUUUUUGCAAGAUGAGUUGCAUGUUGAGAGAAGCUUCAGAGGUAACCUAGAGGGUACUAUUGCGGAUCUAACUUCCCGAUUGGAUGAGAAUCAACAUUUCAGACAACUGGCAUCAGAUUUGCAAGAAGAGAAAUCUAGAGACUGCCUUAUUUUGCAGCAAAAGCAUGAGGAAUGUAUAGAAAAGCUUCACAAAGAAAUUUCCCGUCUUGCUGAAGUGGACAGUGAGUUAUCAAAAAUGGAUGGAUAUGUAAUUGCUGCAGAUGUUAAGGUCAUCUUUCUUAGAACCCAGUGUGAAACCCAAACUGAGGAGCUUCGCAAGAUGCUUUUUGACGUUGAGGUAAUGCUGAAUCGCUCUCUUGGUGGUGAAGCACAUUGGAUUGAAGAAAAUGCAAUGUUAGUGAAUAGUGUUGAGUCCCUGAGAUUGGAGUUGAAAGACUCUGUUGCUCAACAUGAACACCUUUCCAAUUUAAACAGCAAUAUGUCAGUUCAAUUGGAGGAGUGCAAGAAAAAUGUGGCAAAUAUGGAGGCUGGGUUUUCGAAAGAUAAAAGUGAGCAUGGUCUGGAGGUGCAGCAAUUGAAGCACAUGCUGGUGCUUUCCCAACAAGAGAUGGAUACCCUGAGAUCUGAUUUGAGAGAGUCUGCUGCUCAAUACAGGGUCAUUUCAGAUUUAAACAGCAUUAUGUCGGUUCAACUGGAGGAAUACAAUAAAAAGGUGGCAACUUCGGAAGUUCAGUUAUCCAACGAUAAAAGUGAGCAUAAUCUGGAGGUACAACAGUUGAAAAACAUGCUGGUACUUUCUAAAGAAGAGAUUGAUACCCUGAGAUUGGAGUUGAAAGACUAUGUCACUCGACAUGGAGUCCUUUCAGAUUUGAACAGCACUAUGGCAUCUCAUCUGGAGGAAUACAAGAACAUGUUAGCAAAUGUGGAGGUUGGUUUUUCCAAAGAUAAAAGUGAGCAUAGCCUGGAGGUAGAACAGUUGAAGCACAAGCUGUUGCUAUAUGAAGAAGAUAUUGAUACCCUUAGAUUAGAGUUGAAAGAGUCUGUCGCUCAACAUGGAGUCCUUUCAGAUUUAAACCGCUUUAUGACGACUCAACUGGAGGAAUACAAGGAGAAGUUGGAAACUUUAGCAUUUCAUUCUUUCAAAGAGAAGAGUGAGCGUAGUCUGGAGGUACAACAGUUGAAGCACAUACUGGACCUUUCUGAAGAGGAGAUUGAUAACCUGAUGUCCUCAAAGGAAGAGUUGGAAAUCACAGUAAAACUUUUCAAAGCCAAACUGGAUGAAGUGCAUGUUCAUAUGGCCUCACAAGAUGAAUAUAAUGAUGAGCUCACCCAGAGGCUUUCUGAACAGAUUCUGAAGACGGAAGAGUUCAAAAACUUGUCUAUUCAUUUGCGGGAUCUUAAAGAAGAGGCCGAAGCUGAAUGUGCCAAAGCUCGUGAAAAAAAAGAAUUUGAAGGCCAAUCAGUUGCUAUGCAGGACACACUGAGAAUCGCUUUUAUCAAGGAACAGUAUGAAAACAGGCUGCAGGAACUGAGGCAACAGCUUUCUGUUUGCAAAAAGCAUGGAGAAGAGAUGCUUUGGAAAUUGCAAGAUUCCGUUGAUGAACUCGAGAAAAGGAAGAAAUCUGAAGCUUCUCACUUGAAGACAAAUGAAGAGCUAUCACUGAAGAUCUUGGAGUUGGAGGCUGAGUUACAGUCUGUAGUUUCUGAAAAACGUGAAAAAAUGAAGGGUUAUGACCGUAUGAAGGCGGAAUUGGAAUGUGCACUAUUGAGCCUUGAAUGCUGCAGGGAAGAAAAGCAAAUGGUUGAAGAUUCUUUGAAAGAGUGCAAUGAGGAGAAUAAUAGAAUUGCAGCUGAACUUACCCUGACUCAGGGACAGCUGGAAAAUAUUGCAUCUACUAUGAGUAAUCAGAAGGAAGAAAUCAACAGAUCAGAUGAGCUUGGCCAUGUAUCUGGUGAUACAGUUUUACGAAAGACUUAUGAGGAAAAUGUAUACGCUGAUGGGAAUGGCUCAACCGGGAAGCCUUGCCUUAACUGCAUGAACCAACAUAGGUUAAGGAACUGUGAAGAACUAGAAAGUGCAAGCACAACUCCAAGAAUUGGAGGUGAGCGAACUGUUCCAGCAAACAUGCAAACUUUCGAGCAGGGUGAUCUUGUAACACAAAGUGAAGAUGGAAUUACAAAGCAUUCAUUCCUAGAACAAGGGGCCUUGCUGCAGAAUGAUGCAAAGCAUUUAGCUGUUAUCAAUUGCCAUUUCAAGACCCAGAGGUUAAAGUGUAGCAUGGACAAUCUACAGAAAGAGUUGGAGAGAAUGAAAAGCGAGAACUCCCUUCCACUGGAUGAUCUUCAUUUUGAUCCAAAUUCUCGAGGUUUACAAACAGAACUGGUGCAGCUACACAAGGCAAAUGAAGAGUUGAGAGGCAUAUUCCCUCUUUUUAAUGAAUUUCCGGGCAGUGGGAAUGCAUUAGAGAGGUUACUUGCUUUGGAAAUUGAACUUGCUGAAGCACUGCGGACAAAGCAGAAAUCAAACACUCUUUUUCAGAGUUCAUUCCUGAAGCAACACACUGAUGAGCAAGCAAUAUUUCAAAGCUUUAGAGAUAUCAAUGAGCUGAUCGAAGAGAUGUUGGAACUCAAGGGAAGGUAUGCAGCUGUGGAGAAUGAGCUGAAGGACAUGCAUGAUCGUUACUCUCGACUGAGUCUCCAAUUUGCUGAGGUUGAAGGAGAGAGACAGAGACUCUCUAUGACACUCAAGAAUGCCCGAACACCCAAGAGUUUUAAUCACCUGAGUCGCUCCUCAUCGGCUACUGAUGGGGACCAUCCCUUGUAGGCUGAGUGUUAUCUUUCAAUGAUUUUCAGAAUGGUUAACUUAUGCAUUGACUUCAGCUUAUAGGGGCUGCUGACCUUGUGCAAUAUGAAGGAUGACCUGUACAACAAAGCUUGAGGGAUCUCAGAAGCUGUAAGAAAGUUCCCUUGUAUAUAAUAAAUUCCUUCAACAGCUUAUAAGAUGUAGAUGAUGCUGGAACAUUUGGACCUAUUCCCCACUUUCUAUUUCUAUUUCUAUUUCUAUUUCUAUUUCCUUUUCCUUUUUCUUUUGCCAUUGCUUUUGUAAUUUCUGUGUAUAGGAAAAUAUAUUCUUUUUGUAUUGACAUUGUCUUUCUUACUCAGAAGGCCGUACAACAAACACUAUGAAUGUCUUUCUUCCUCUCUUCA
Rhododendron vialii is the source of this 6807-nucleotide messenger RNA. RefSeq lists its product as uncharacterized. The record is from RefSeq and is a predicted model, not a curated record. NCBI's taxonomy places the organism in Eukaryota, Viridiplantae, Streptophyta, Magnoliopsida, Ericales, Ericaceae. Bases 524 to 6424 code for a protein of 1966 amino acids. The transcript has 12 exons.